AUGUCACCACGCCUAAUGACCUUUCUGGGCAUCUCAAUCCUAGGAAUAAGUAGCUACUGCGGCUUCCUCUACGCGUCCUACAGUCGCGAAGUCUCCAAAUCGCAAGCCCUGGAUAUCCCCACCGAUGUCUCAGACCGGUACAACACCACAGCCCCAACCUUCGAUGCAGAAGUCGAACUCUCAGAGAAAGCCAUGCGCAUGGGCUCCAAGCGCGCAGAUCUGAUCCGUCUCGCACGCGGCGACGUCCUCGAGGUAAGCUGCGGCACAGGACGUAACAUCGAAUACUACGAACUCGGAGAGCGUCGAGGCGUAGACGAGGAUGGCCGAGCCGCGAUCCGGGGCUGUCGCACACUUACAUUCGUGGACCUGAGUCCGCAGAUGGUUGCUAUUGCGGAAGAGAAGUUCGAGGCGUUACAUCCUGGAUAUAAAUCCAAGAGCCCGCCUGUUACGUUUCGGGCGCAGGAUGCUGCGUCGGUUACUGUUACUAGUGGGGCCUCGAGGGGAGAGAAUAAGAAGGCCUAUUAUGAUUCUAUUGUGCAGACUAUGGGGUUGUGCUCGAUGCCUGACCCUGUGCGUACGCUCAGGCAUUUGGGGGAGAUUACGGAGCCGAAGAAUGGUCGCAUUUUGUUGCUGGAGCAUGGGCGGUCGCACUAUGAUUGGCUGAAUCGGAUUCUGGAUAAUCUUGCUCCUGCACAUGCGGAUAGACAUGGUUGUUGGUGGAAUCGUGAUAUUGGGGCUAUUGUGAAGGAGAGUGGAUUGGAGAUUGUAGAGGAGAAGCGGUGGCACUUUGGAACGACGUGGCGGUAUGUGUUGCGCCCGAGAGGCAGUUCUGAGUAG
This is a messenger RNA of Penicillium longicatenatum, 837 nucleotides long. Its product is annotated as class I SAM-dependent methyltransferase. The transcript has a single exon. Bases 1 to 837 code for a protein of 278 amino acids. NCBI's taxonomy places the organism in Eukaryota, Fungi, Ascomycota, Eurotiomycetes, Eurotiales, Aspergillaceae. The record is from RefSeq and is a predicted model, not a curated record.